UGCCCCCGGUACAUCCGGGUCAUUCGCACGCCCGCACGGUCUCCCGGGUGGUUGCAGCCUGUUCCCUGCGGCUGCCCGGUGCUGCCAGGAUCGGUCUGUCCCCGCAGCGGGGGCUGCGGCCGCGGCGCUGCCUCGAGCCGAGCCGGGAGAGGCGGCUCCGGGUUCCGUCCACGCCCGCUCUGGGGCGGCUCGGUUCUGAAGACAAGCUGCUACAUCAACUCCAUAAGGAGUAGGAAUUUUCCAUUAAGACAUCAAGAAGAUCUCAUCAACUGGUACCUUAACAUGGGGAACCUUCUUAAAGUUUUGACAUGCACAGACCUUGAGCAGGGGCCAAAUUUUUUCCUUGAUUUUGAAAAUGCCCAGCCUACAGAAUCUGAAAAGGAAAUUUAUAAUCAGGUGAAUGUAGUGCUAAAGGAUGCAGAAGGAAUCCUGGAAGACUUACAGUCAUACAGAGGAGCUGGCCACGAAAUACGAGAGGCGAUACAGCAUCCCACUGAUGAAAAAUUGCAGGAGAAGGCAUGGGGUGCAGUUGUUCCAUUAGUAGGCAAGCUAAAGAAAUUCUAUGAAUUUUCUCAAAGGCUAGAGGCAGGAUUGCGAGGUCUAUUGGGAGCCCUGACAAGCACCCCAUAUUCACCUACUCAGCACCUGGAGCGAGAGCAGGCUCUUGCUAAGCAGUUUGCAGAAAUUCUUCAUUUCACACUCCGAUUUGAUGAGCUCAAGAUGACAAAUCCUGCUAUACAGAAUGACUUCAGCUACUACAGAAGAACUUUGAGUCGUAUGAGGAUUAAUAAUGUUCCAGCAGAGGGUGAAAAUGAAGUAAAUAACGAAUUGGCAAAUAGAAUGUCUUUAUUUUAUGCUGAAGCGACGCCAAUGCUGAAAACCUUAAGUGAUGCCACGACAAAAUUUGUGUCAGAGAAUAAAAAUUUACCAAUUGAAAAUACCACAGAUUGUUUAAGCACCAUGGCUAGUGUGUGUAGAGUCAUGUUGGAAACCCCUGAGUACAGAAGCAGGUUUACAAAUGAGGAAACAGUAUCGUUCUGUCUGAGGGUAAUGGUGGGUGUCAUCAUACUCUAUGACCAUGUGCAUCCAGUGGGCGCCUUUGCCAAAACUUCAAAAAUUGAUAUGAAAGGAUGCAUCAAAGUCCUUAAAGACCAGCCUCCUAACAGCGUAGAAGGCCUUCUAAAUGCUCUCAGGUACACAACAAAGCAUUUGAAUGAUGAGACUACCUCCAAGCAAAUUAAAUCUAUGUUGCAAUAACAGUUACCUGGAAUUAGCCCCUGCUGUAAACAGAAGACAGUAUUCUGCAAUGACUGAGAUGCACAGAUUUUUUUUUUUAGUGAUUGCAACUACUAUCUCAUUCAUUCUUGCUUUUUAUUUUCUUCUCUCUUCCUCUUUUCCCUUUUUAAUCACUUUCUUGUUCUUAAGUAAGCUCAGACUUCUUUUCUGUGCCAAAUCAAUGAAAAUGAUCAACUCUGGAAGGUAUUUUUACUUUUCAGAACAGCCAUCCUUAAGUGGCAGCUAAUUAUGCGUUGCGUUUGGAUUUCUCUGUACGGGGAAAGUUCUGUGACUUGAACUAAAUAUUUUUAAACUUGUGGUUUUUUCUUUUUUUGAAAAACUAAUAUUUAAUAUUGCUUCUUCUGCAUGGCAAAACUGCCUAUUUCUGCUAUUUAAAAAACCCUCAAUGACUUCAUUUUCUAUUGCGGCUUAUUUUCAAGUGCAACCUUGAGGAAACAUAAGAGCAGAUUUGUUUAAAUUAACUGUGUUUGUACAAAAUGGUACUCAACACAAAAGUUUUUUUAAAUAAGUAAAGACUGUUUUGUUUAAAAGUUAUGUUUGCAUUUUGACUCAUUUUUGUAAGGAUAAGGAUGUAUGUUGUAUGUUUAACCUUUAAAAACUAACGUUAAAAUAUGUGGUGUGUGCGUAGCAAAAUUACGUAUGCAUGUUCAUGUCAAAUGAUUGGCUGUGGAUAAAAUAAUAAAAAUCAGCUUUCAUUUUUCUAA
Messenger RNA from Chelonia mydas (Green sea turtle), 2000 nucleotides. It is a transcript of the gene CYRIB, whose product is annotated as CYFIP related Rac1 interactor B. Gene Ontology annotation, molecular function: small GTPase binding. The transcript has 12 exons. Lineage: Eukaryota; Metazoa; Chordata; Testudines; Cheloniidae. The record is from RefSeq and is a predicted model, not a curated record. Gene Ontology annotation, biological process: positive regulation of T cell activation; regulation of actin filament polymerization. The coding region runs from base 283 to 1257 and encodes 324 amino acids.